Rhipicephalus microplus (southern cattle tick) is the source of this 784-nucleotide messenger RNA. Its product is annotated as single stranded-binding protein c31A. The record is from RefSeq and is a predicted model, not a curated record. Gene Ontology annotation, molecular function: DNA binding; transcription coactivator activity. Gene Ontology annotation, biological process: positive regulation of transcription initiation by RNA polymerase II. Lineage: Eukaryota; Metazoa; Arthropoda; Arachnida; Ixodida; Ixodidae.
CGCACCGGAAAGCAGUUUUGUGAAGUUUCCCUUGCCUUUUGCAUUUCCAAAAGCUCACUGAAGCUGUCAGUUGUGAAUAUUGUCGUCUAGUUUGAACCCCUAAGCCUGAUGCUGAAAUCGCCUUUUCAACGGCGGCUUGCUCAACUCGUCAGCCCUCACGAUAUUCGAGAAAGUGCCUAGUCACGCGUAGUCCACGCCAUGUCUUCGAAGAAGAGGUCAAAGGUUGAAUCGGACAGCGAUUCUGACUCCGGUCCUGAUGACAGGAAUCCUCCGCAAAAAAAGGGAAAGGCAGCUGACAACAAAGGCAAAAGUAGCACAUCUUCAGGGGACAAUGAAGAUGGCAUGUUUAUGCUGGCCAAAAAGCGGUACGUCUCUGUGCGAGAAUUCAAAGGGAGAGUCAUGGUUGACAUACGGGAAUACUAUGAGGACGGCAACGGGGACUUGAAACCAGGAAAAAAAGGAAUCUGCCUUCAGCUGGAUCAGUGGAAUGCGUUAAAAAGUCAAAUUGAUGACAUUGACGCUGCCAUAAAGAAGCAUUAGGCCUUUCAUGCCCGGCUGCAAGUUUUAACUUGUCGCAUAAGUUGAACUUCAUGUAACGUUUCCCAACAAGCGCGUUGCAUUUCCUUUUUGAUGCACAGUCUUAACCAUAUCAGAUUUCAUCGUCUCAUACCUUAAUGUAAAGAUGUAAGAUGCCUUUGUGCAAACUCUGUAACCUUGUUUCAAAAUGUAAUUGAUCUUUUUUUUUUGUUUUGUCAGUCAAUAAAAACGUGUUGAGCAUCUUGGA